Messenger RNA from Propithecus coquereli (Coquerel's sifaka), 2061 nucleotides. Its product is annotated as ceruloplasmin-like. NCBI's taxonomy places the organism in Eukaryota, Metazoa, Chordata, Mammalia, Primates, Indriidae. Gene Ontology annotation, molecular function: copper ion binding; oxidoreductase activity. Gene Ontology annotation, biological process: iron ion transport. Gene Ontology annotation, cellular component: plasma membrane. The record is from RefSeq and is a predicted model, not a curated record.
AUGAGGAAGAAGCUAGAAAGAGUCCCUGAAUUAAUCCUCUGGACUGAGACAGACUCAGAGGAAACUGGACCAAGUCCAGAUGGGGAACUGGGCAGGAAGAAAGUGCAGAAGUCAAUCAGUCACGAGUUAGUAGAUUUCUUCGCGUUUAAUGUGGAGCUGGUGGGUGCUCUCUAUUUUGGUAAUACUAUGGGCCCGCAAAUGGAAGAUACUGACUACCUGGAGCCAGGGAAACAGUAUACUUACAAGUGGUUUGUAGAGGAAAAGCAGGGGCCUGGCCCCGAUGACAGUAACUGUGUGACAAGGAUUUACCACUCCCAUGUAGAUGCUGUAAAAGAUGUGAUUUCAGGACUUACUGGACCAAUUGUGACUUGUAAAAAAGGAACACUGAAUGAAGACACUGAAAAAAAUAUCGACAAGUUUUAUUUUCUGGUGUUUUUUAUAGUUGAUGAAAGCAAUAGCUGGUAUAUCGAUGAAAAUAUUCAUACAUUUACUGAAUCUGGCAAAGUUAAUACAAGUGAUCCUGGCUUCGAGGAGAGCAAUCGCAUUGAAUCCCAGCCAUAUUUUGAACAAAGCCCAACCAGAAUUGGAGGAACUUACAAAAAACUAGUUUACUGUGAAUAUAAAAAUGCUUCCUUCCAAAAACAGAAGUCAAGAGAAGAACACCUUGGAAUUCUUGGCCCUGUCAUUAAGGCAGAGGUGGGACAGAUCAUCAGGGUCACUUUCUAUAACAAUGCUUCCUUGCCACUCAGCAUGCAGCCUCGUGGACUGCGUUACAGCAAAAGCAAUGAGGGCUCAUUCUACAAAACACCUGGCGGAAGUACCCCUCCACCCUCCACACGUGUAAAUCCUGGCACAACAUUUGUCUAUACAUGGGAAGUUCCAAAAGAUGUAGGUCCUACCUCCAUGGAUCCCAGCUGCUUGACCUGGUUCUACUACUCUGCAGUAAAUGGGACGAAAGACACUAACGGUGGUCUUAUAGGGCCUCUCCUCGUGUGCAGAAGUGGAAGUCUUGGGGAGGAUGGCAAACAGAAAGGAGUAGACAAAGAGUUUUAUCUGCUUGCCACAAUAUUUGAUGAAAAUAAAAGUCUUCUCUUGGAUGAAAAUAUUAGAACAUUUAUUACACAGCCUGAAAAUGUGGAUAAAGAGGAUCCAGAUUUCCAAAAGUCUAACAAGAUGCACUCCAUAAAUGGAUACAUGUAUGGAAAUCUGCCCAGACUAGAAAUGUGCGUGGGAGACAAAGUUUCAUGGCAUGUUCUUAGUGUGGGAUCAGAGAAAGAUAUACAUGGGAUUUAUUUUUCAGGAAAUACCUUCACUUCCUUAGGAGCAAAGACGGACACUGUAACUGUGUUUCCCCAUACCUCUGAGACGCUUUUUAUGACAUCUGAUUCUAUAGGCCGUGUCUGGACCUAUUGUCCUCUGGCCCCAAGGAAAGCACAUCCAGUUUCGCUGACUCUGGGCUUAAGCCAAUUUUUGCCCAGGGACGGUCCCUACAGUCUUCAGCAACCUAAUGCACGCAAAACAAACAUAUAUGUAGAUAGAAAUGGAACACAUCUUGGGUCCAAAUACAAAAAAGUUGUAUACCGUCAAUAUGAUGAUAACACAUUCACAAAUAAAACAAAAAGAAAUGAAGACAAAAAACAUCUGGAUAUACUAGGUCCCUUAAUAUUUGUCAACCCUGGCCAAAAACUUCGAAUUAUCUUUAAAAAUAAAGCCCCAAGACUAUAUUCUAUUCAUGCUCAUGGAGUGAAAAUGAACAAUUCCACUGUUGUUCCCACUCAGCCAGGAGAGAUUCAAACAUAUAUCUGGGAGAUCCCUGAAAGAACUGGUCCUACCUCAAAAAACUUUGAGUGCAUACCUUGGUUUUAUUACUCAGCUGUGUCCUUGAUUAAGGAUCAGGGACUGUAUCGAUCUGAUGUUUAUGACCUUCUUCCUGGGGUCUAUCGAACUGUAAAAAUGUAUCCAAGAGAUGUUGGAACCUGGUUAUUUCAUUGCCAUGUUGGUGAGCACGUUGAUGAUGGAAUGGAAAGCACUUACACUGUACUUGAAAGAAAAAGUAAGUAA